GCCCACGCCGACACUGUUCACGUAAACAGACCUCGCCAGGUUCGGUACAAUCCAACGAGAAGCUGAAGCCGCAGCGCGAGAUCCGCCGCACAGCAUAAACCAGGAAUUCCACCCCCUUGAGCACGCGGCCGGCCUGACUUCCCACCCCCUUCCCGCCGUUAAACACCUCCCCGUCACCGCCGUCCGCCGUCGCCGGCGAAGAUGAUGUCCGGCGGUGGGUACUCCUCCCUCGACGACCCCAAGGCGUCCGGAUCCGUCCCGGCGGUGGCGGGGCCAGAUCCGCCGGCCAUCAGGUUCACGGACUCCAACCUCCAGACCUUCCCGCCGUCCGACGCCAGGGGCAAGAUCUCCGGCGCCUACCGCCCGCCCACCGACGCCGACGAUACCUUCUCGUCCAAGGCUGGAGGAGUCGGUGGCGGUGGCAGAGGAGGCAGCGCCGGGUCGGACGACGCCGCGCAGGGCGGAUGGUUCCGGAUAUUCUCCGUGGCGGCGUACAAGCCCUACUUCGAUGUCGACACCUCCGACGUCGUCGAGAGGAUCUGGGAGUCCAUCUUCCCCUUCCGCGGCACGUUCACUGAGAAGACCUCCGAGAACCCCGACCUGUAUGGGCCGUUCUGGACAUGCACCACCCUGAUUUUCGUUGCUGCAUCUAUUGCCACCUUUGUCACCUACCUAUCACACAAAUGGCACAAGAAGGAGUGGAACUAUGACAUUAAUUUGGUUACCUGGUCUGCUGGCUUAUUCUAUGGCUAUGUGACGUUUGUUCCCCUUCUCUUAUAUGUUAUUCUUAAGUACUUCUCAGCACCUGCUGGUCUUGUGCAAUUGUGGUGCCUCUAUGGAUACUCCCUGUUCAUCUUCAUUCCAGCAUCGCUUUUGUCAAUUGUGCCAAUAGAAAUAUUCAGAUGGGUGAUUGCUGGUGUCGCUGGAUUCAUGUCUGCUACCUUUGUUGCUGUAAAUCUCCGUGCCCACAUUGUAAAUUCCGGCGAGCGAUGGUUCCUGAUCGUUGCAGGGAUAUUCUUGUUGCAGUUGGGGCUUGCUGUCUUACUGAAACUCUAUUUCUUCACAAUAACUGUAUAGGGUUGUUACAUCUAUGCUGUAUUAGUCAGGAAUACACACAAAUUUUCCAUGUCGAAUUGCUUCAAAAUUCAUUGAACAUUGAUGUAAUUUUCCAAGUAUACAUCUUUCUUACAUGAAACUUGGGCAGCUUAUGAAAUCGUAUUAGAGCAGCUAAACAUGCACUCAUAGGAGGUCAAGAGUCUGUUCUGGAGCCUAUUCUGUGUUCCACUGCAUGGUAUGAAUAACAAAUCAGAAAUCACUAUAUUUUCA
This is a messenger RNA of Panicum virgatum (switchgrass), 1326 nucleotides long. Its product is annotated as protein YIPF1 homolog. Gene Ontology annotation, cellular component: membrane; Golgi apparatus. Bases 202 to 1077 code for a protein of 291 amino acids. The transcript is spliced from 5 exons. The record is from RefSeq and is a predicted model, not a curated record. NCBI's taxonomy places the organism in Eukaryota, Viridiplantae, Streptophyta, Magnoliopsida, Poales, Poaceae. Gene Ontology annotation, molecular function: small GTPase binding. Gene Ontology annotation, biological process: vesicle-mediated transport.